This is a messenger RNA of Fraxinus pennsylvanica, 663 nucleotides long. The record is from the annotation of a GenBank genome assembly. Lineage: Eukaryota; Viridiplantae; Streptophyta; Magnoliopsida; Lamiales; Oleaceae.
AUGCCAAACCCCUUCGUCAUACCGCAUCUAAAUCCCUUAUAUUGCACUGUAUCACAAUCACCGUAUCACACAUAUGCCCAAUUUGAUUCGAUUCUUCCGUUGAUUAGGAUAUCGCGUUCGGUUAAAAACCCCAGCCUCUAUAGAAUCAUAUGCAUUCGAAAUCACACAGUCCCUAAUUCGAUUACUGAAGUUUUCCAACAUGGAUUCCAACAAAAAGGCAAGAGGCUCGUUGAAGAAGAAGUACCAGGUCACAGCACCAAAAAGAAAAAGAUUGUAAACAAAAACCUGUCACAGACAAGAUUGCAGACUAUACGUGAUAAGGUGACAGGUUUCUAUCCCGGUGAUAUGAAGAUUUCUGGUGGAGGAGACGAUAUGGCUUCAAUGGAAGAAAACCGAUUACAGGUGAUCAGCAAGGUUCCAAUAGGUUGUUUGUCUCUUGCUGUGUAUUUACUCCACGUUCAUCAUCCAUAUGACAGCAGAGGUGAUGGUCAAGGCCUGCAAAGGAAUUCUAAAUCAUGGAAUAAAGCAUCAAAUCUUCUUUUUCUUGAGUCUCUUGCCGGUGUAGGCCGGUUAUAUUCAAAUACAAGCUCAGACUACACUUGUGAUAAUGUGUCCACGGAUUCAAGUCUAGAAACAAUGGGAGCAAGAGACCUCGUCACAUGA